This is a messenger RNA of Pestalotiopsis fici W106-1, 1401 nucleotides long. RefSeq lists its product as uncharacterized. The transcript is spliced from 3 exons. Bases 1 to 1401 code for a protein of 466 amino acids. NCBI's taxonomy places the organism in Eukaryota, Fungi, Ascomycota, Sordariomycetes, Amphisphaeriales, Sporocadaceae. Gene Ontology annotation, molecular function: oxidoreductase activity. The record is from RefSeq and is a predicted model, not a curated record. Gene Ontology annotation, cellular component: cytoplasm.
AUGGGUUCGCUUGCCAAUGGAGAAGAGCGGAGCGGGCUCCCGGUGCCCAACCCAUGCCUCUCGUUCUGGCAACAGACUACACGAUCAUUUCCAUACUUGAACGUUAAUGAGAAUGAGCAGGUGCCAUCAAGGUCCAAAUAUGUGAUAAUUGGCUCGGGAAUCUCGGGCGCCCUUACAUCGUUUGAGUUGAUCAGCGCCGGGGUUUCUGGCGAGGAUAUCGUCAUUCUAGAGGCACGAGAGGCUGCGAGCGGAGCCAGCUCGAGGAACGCUGGACAUGUUCGACCAGAUGCAUUCCGCGGAUUUCAAGUGUACCAGCGCGUGCACGGAAAAGACCAAGCACUCAAGAUCAUUGCCAAUGAGCGGACCGUGUUCCACAAGGUGGAUGAAUUUGUCAAGCAGCACGGUGUCGACUGCGACUUCAAUCCAACGACGACCUUUGACGUCUGUUUGACUCGGGAGUUUGCAGACUUCAACGCGCAGAGCUUCAAGGAGUUCCAAGAGGCUGGCGGAGACGUGUCGCACGUCAAGUUCUACGAGGGCGACGAGGCAAAACAAAAGACACGCAUCGCCCAGGCCGUCACCGCGUAUGAAUGGCCUGCCGGCUCGAGUCAUCCAGCCAAACUGGCUCAGUGGCUUCUCUCCCGCGCAAUCGAAAAGGGAGCCAAGCUCUUUACGCACUGCCCAGCGACGUCAAUCACGGCGGCGACAGUGGCGGACGGUGGCCCUUCAUGGGAUAUCACAACUGCGCGCGGCGUCGUUCAAGCAGCCAGUGUGAUACACUGUACAAAUGCCUUUGCGCCGCACCUGCUACCCCAGCUCUCUUCCUUUGUCACCCCAAACAGGGCACAAGCACACGCUUUUGUCCCGCCGCCAUCGCUGACGGGAUCGAAUAUUCUGAAAAAUACAAUGUCCCUCAGGCAUUCUUUGAAGCACUUUUAUUCCGUGGCUCCUAGGCGUCCGGACGGGAUCAUUAUUCUCGGCGCUUCCCGCGAUAACCCCAAGAUUAGCAAAGCAGCCCUGGACAGCCGUCUGCUUUCCAGCGACACUGAAUUCAACGACGAGGUCCGAGACGACUCGAUCGCCCACUGGUCCAAGUGCUUCCCCGAGUGCGAUGCGUCAAAGCUCCGGCAUGGUGAAGGCCUGAUACAUACGUGGACGGGCAUCAUUGGUAUGACGCCGGACUCUGUGCCGUUCAUCGGCGCGGUACCAGGGUCGCCCGGUCAGUGGGUCUGCGCAGGUUUCAACGGUCACGGCAUGGCCCGUAUCUUUACGUGUGCUCCUGGGGUUACUAAGCUGGUGCUCGGAGGAUCUUGGACAGAUACUGGUCUCCCCGAGUGCUUUGAGCUCACUGAGGAGCGACUCGCCAAGCUGAGCAAGGGCGUCUCGGGGUCGGUGUUUUGA